AUGUCUGUCUAUUUAAAUUAUUUUAUUCGAUCUAUCGGUCCUAUUAAAUAUACUGGUACAUCAUUUUCUUGUUAUUGUAUUAUACAUCGACGGUUCUAUGCUGAUAGAAAAUCAUCAUCAAAUCAUUACGAUGCUCUUGGUAUUAAUUCCAGUGCUUCUCCAAAAGAAAUUAAAACUGCGUUUUAUAAAUUAUCAAAAAAACAUCAUCCCGAUGUAAAUCCUGAAGAUGUUAAUGCUGCACAUAAAUUUAGUAUAAUUUCAAAUGCUUAUGAUAUAUUAGGUGAUCCAGUUAAACGACGUGAUUAUGACAACGAAUUAUUAUCUCGAACUUCAGCUUCUGAUCCUUAUGUUACCUAUGAUAGAACAAGUACUUAUGCUCAACGAGCUCGUGCUCAUCGUCCUUCGUCAUGGAAACCACCUCCAGCAUCAAGUAGUAGUUCUUCCAGUGGAGGUUUUCAAGGAUCUGAAAAUGCAUUCGGAAGUAGUCGAAGUACAAGUUAUGGUACAUUUGAUAAAGAACGGUAUGAUUCAGCAUUUGGUCGAUAUCGUGGUCCAACACCAAAAGGACGUUCAACUGUAUAUGAUUUCGAUGAAUUUUAUCGUGCUCAUUAUAGUGAUUUUCAAAAUUGGACUACAACAAGAAAACAAGCACAGGAAAAAAUGCGACAAGAACAACAGGAACAAGAAACUAAACGUCAAGAAAAAGCGAAUCGUAGUGUAAUGACGAGAUUUUCCCUAGUAGCUAUCUGGUUUAGUGUUGGAAUAUUUUUUGUUUUUUUAUCGAGUCGAUUACAUGAAACAAAUUUUCAACAACCACCAGAGCAAUUGUAUUCGAACUUUUACAUUAUCCCAAAACCAACUAAACCAAAAUCAGCUGGAGAAUCAUCAACUAAAUCUUAA
Messenger RNA from Adineta steineri, 900 nucleotides. NCBI's taxonomy places the organism in Eukaryota, Metazoa, Rotifera, Eurotatoria, Adinetida, Adinetidae. The record is from the annotation of a GenBank genome assembly.